Leptidea sinapis is the source of this 3103-nucleotide messenger RNA. RefSeq names its product myosin-9-like. NCBI's taxonomy places the organism in Eukaryota, Metazoa, Arthropoda, Insecta, Lepidoptera, Pieridae. The record is from RefSeq and is a predicted model, not a curated record. The coding region runs from base 111 to 2966 and encodes 951 amino acids. The transcript has 21 exons.
CAAUAAUGACAUAGACGUUUUUGUUGUUAUUUCGAGACACAUCCAUUUUUUGUCAUCAAAAUUAGUCACGUUUUUUUUCAGAUGUACUGAUAUAUAUUUAAUGCAUUAUAAUGUCAAACUCUCUUAAAACACAAAAGGAGAAAUCCCAUGCAGUUCCGAAACUUACACCUCGCCCGACCGCAGCCUCGGCCGCUCGUGCCGCUAAGAACGCCAUCAACAGAAGCAAUGCCGCACCCAUUGGUGUUCCGCCAUCGUCGCAGCGGUCACCAGUGCGAUCCACAACUGCCCAAGCUGUGUCUAAGGUUAAAUCUGCGAUCCUGCGCUAUGGAAGGUCAGACUCAAAAACGGACGUGAAAUUAAAGGACUCUCGUAUAAACAGAAAUUUGGAUAUUGAAGGGUCACAAAUACAGACAGCGGAUAGUGACAAAGACGAUAUUAAUUUUGAAAUUACUGAAGACACGAAAAUGGUCGAAGUUGAUACGAAUGAAUCUUUAGCUGAUGAAUGUCAAAAGGAAGUAAUCACAUAUGAUUAUGAAAAUCGGAACGACGAAGAAGAGUCAUCGCUAGGCGAGACAGAAGCCGCAGCGGUUGUAGUAGUCUCAGAGGGUGAUGAACUACCAUCAAAGGCACCAACACGACCUCAAACACCACGGACAGCUACUACCAGACCUCAAACUCCAAAGCUAACAUCCAGCCGACCCGAAACUCCAAAAGUUGCUACUAGUAGACCUGAAACUCCAGUAAAAUCAAGUAGACCCACCACCCCCGCUCAUAUUCUGCGCACUAAUACACCAUGCAGUCGUCCAAGUACGCCAAUAACAAAACCCAGAACUCCCACCAAAUUGGUUAGACCUACUACUCCAAUUUCGUCAAGUUUAGAUAAAUCUGGUUUUAAAAGUACGAAAGAUGAGUAUGUAGCGAGAGAAAAAGAAUUCUGCAGUUUGAAAAAGGAGUUGGACUUAAAACAACAAGCUGUUAUUAAACUUUUUGAGAAUUUGCAAAGAAUAAGAGAACGCUUAAUAAAUGAAGGAGGUUCUCCAGGUGACAAAGUUACCAAUGAACUAGUUAUGUUUAAUGUUGCUGAUUGGACAUCAGAUGAAAUCACGCAGCUAUGUCGCGAUAUUGGUGCCACUUCGACUGAAACGGACCUCGAAAUAUUUAAUGCUAGCCAUAUAGAUGAAUCUAGACUGGAAGAAAUGCAUAAUAAGGCGCUCAGCAUUCCCGCACAUUUUGCCGAUUUGUGUCUACAGGCGUUUACAGCGCGCCAAGAAUUGAUUGAUUGGUUAAAAGAAUACGUUGCAAAAGAGGAAAUUGACAGUGAAGCAUUGGAGCGUAUUACUCGUUACAACCAGCAAGGAUUGGACAUGUGUGAGGCUUUACGUGAUCUGAAAAAUCAAGCAGAUGAAGCUGUAGACAUGGUCUUAUUGAUUUCCAAGCGUGCUUGUCAAGAAAGGGCCACUUUGAUCUCGGUCGGACAGACACUUGUUCGGGAGGUUGCUCGUCUUAGACAGGACCUAAAAGCACAACCUGCGCCCGUCACAGAGAUCCAUGAGAUUGUUAAUGAUAGUGAAAUAUCAAAAAUUCUAGUGGGAGUUCGAAAAGAAUUAGAGGAGGAGCGUGCUGCUAAAACGGCAAUGAAAGAGAAACUUUCCAUGGCUGAGACACAAAUCAAACAACAAAAGAUGCGAAUAGCUAAGAUGGACAGACAGCUGCGGGAAGCUGAAGCAAGCAUACACAGUCUUACUAGCACAGUCAAGAGCUUGGAAGAUCAAAGUCGACAGAAGGAAGCACAGUUCGAAUCCAGGGCUAGAAAACUUAAAGAAUCUGUUAGAACUAAUGAAUAUACAACUAGCAACUUAGCUCAGCAGCGCGAUGCCCUACAAGCCGAAGUCAGCGAAUUAAAAGACCAAAUACAAAUAAUGACUUCACAACAUAAGACCAGCAUUCAAGAAAUGACAAAGCAAUUAAAAGAAAUCUCAGUGGCGUUAGAGGAAGAGCAAAAAUCAGUACAAGAAGAGAGAGAAUUGAAAGUGGCGUUAGAAGAUGCUCUUCGUGAAAGCAAAAAUGAGAUUGAAGCGUUACAAGCCAAAAUUGUUGAACUUGAAAUCAAUAAACCUAAUCCAGAUUUGCCCACUGAAAGAGAAAUGGAUCUUUGGUCUGAUUUACAAGCAACUAAAGAUACUUUACGUUUAACCGAAGAGGAAGUGACCGCUUGUAAAAGAGAAAAAGUUCGCUUUUUGGAAACUCUCACAAAAAUAGCUGAAUCUGACAACAAAGCAAAUUUGGAACAAAAAUUAACAGCUGAACUAUUAAGUAAAGAGGAAAUCAUUAAUAAGAUGCAAAUACAGAUUCGACAACAAACGAAAGCUAUUAAAUUAAACGAACAGAAAGUUAUACAAUAUGAACACUAUGUUCAUAAUUUGCAAGCUCACUACAGAUCAGCAGUCAAUUGUCAGGAAGCACCCAAUGGCAUCAGCUACCAGGACUUACAGCAAGAGAUAAUGAGUCUUAAAAUGGGUCUGCUGGAUUCUGUUCACCGCAAUGAAGAGCUAUCAGAAUCGCUGAUGCAGAAAGAGCAGCAACUCGAGCAACAGGAUAAAACGUCACGCACACAGGCAAGAAUCAUCAAGGUUCGUGAGGAGCUGAUCAACAUGCUCAAGAAAAAGGAGACGGAGCAAGGUCGAGAGCUCAGCGCCUUACAGCAGGACUUAGAACAUCGAAUGAAAAUAGUAGACGAAGUGAAUAAACAAAUAGCUGCCAAAGCAGACGAGAUUCAAGACCUAUUUUCUACGCUAGAGAAUAAACAGCAACAAAUCCAUCGGCUAGAGAAGAUCGUCCUGGCUCUAGAGGAACAGCAGCGGCGAGCGCAGGCGCAGAGAACUAGACACGAGGAGAAGAUUGCUGCGUUAGAGCAUGAGCUGGCUGCUGGCGGAAAUCGACGAGAGAGAAAAUUCAUCUUCUUUUGAAGCAUGGCCACAUCACAACACUUACUUUCACACAUAUUCUUAUAUAAAAAAAUAGAGACGGUGAAAAUUGUAACCUGUAUUUGUCUUGUUAUUGUCCUGGUAUUUAGUGAUUGUGGUAAAUGAAUUUUCGCAGUAUU